This is a messenger RNA of Babesia bovis T2Bo, 2654 nucleotides long. RefSeq names its product NLI interacting factor-like phosphatase family protein. Lineage: Eukaryota; Apicomplexa; Aconoidasida; Piroplasmida; Babesiidae. Gene Ontology annotation, molecular function: RNA polymerase II CTD heptapeptide repeat phosphatase activity. The transcript has a single exon. The record is from RefSeq and is a predicted model, not a curated record. Bases 345 to 2630 code for a protein of 761 amino acids.
UUGACCAUAUAGUAACGAAUAAUUGCUAAUUUAUUAUCCUUACCGCAAAGACUGAUAGUCUAAGCGUUUCAACAAGUUAAUUAUAAAUUACCGUGAAGCAUCACACGGCAGUUGCAUAGACCCCUAACCUUCUCCGGUUAAUCCCUGACGUAUUUUGGAAUUAGAUACAGUGGGUUAAGGGAGGCUCUAGGUCAUGUAUGUAUCUCCUGUAGGUGUUGAACACAUAUAACGCACGGUAGCAUCGACGGGUGGUUAACGUUGAACAGGGUGUAUAUUUCGUUGCAGCUGCUAUCUUCGUAGAUUUAUUACAACAUAUUUUAUAGUGCUGUAAUGCGUGUUCUUUCAUGUCGCAGCAAAGAGGGUACGAUAAUUCGAGGGCCUCGGGCGCGGAUGCCUCGAGACCCCGUAACCAUGCUAAGCCAUGGACGAGGCGUCACCGAAAUCCCAAAUCAUCACCUGAAUCUACAAACAGUGAUGGACAUGCGGAACAGUGGCAGCCUCCACCCAAGGCAAAUCAAGUAUUCCCUAAGAAUAUGUGUCCCCCCUUUGGUAUGAUGCCUCCCAUUAUGCCAAAGCAGGGUGCAGGAAUGCCUAGGGCACCUCCUAUGAUGUUUCCCUUCAUGGACCCUGCCAUGUAUCAGAAUAUGAUGAAGAACAUUGCAGUUAAGGCUGCAGGGAAUAAAGGUGAGGAAGUAGACAUGAAAACACUCAUGGCAAAGAUGCCACAUACUGCAAAAAUGCCAUUCCCUAUGCCAAAAAAUAUGCCCUUGAUGGGAAUGCAUACACCUGCUAUGAUGUUCCCACCACCGCUCAUGGGUGUACCUAAGAAACAACCUUAUCCAGGUGCCAUCCCUUUCGUGCCCAAUCCAGCCUUCAUUCCUAAGGUUACAAUGCCACCUGUGGCCAAACAACCUCAGAGCGAACCCACGCCUGGUCAUGCCCAGGCAGAUGUCAAAAGUGAAAAACAACAACACCAUGCGCCUAAGUACCUCAACUUGUCAGAGGUUAAGCGCAUAGGGAGAACGAAACGUCCUCGUUCAUCUGGUGAGGAUGAUUCGGAAAAUAUGAGUGUUAUAUCAGAUGAGGAUUCUAGAAACUAUAAAGGAGGAUCCAAAGCGACCUCCAGCAGUAAUAGCGAGAGCAGUGGUCCUACGAACAUUGCUUUCGUAAACUCAUUCGUACCUUCACCGCCAGAGAGAUAUCGACGUGAUCACCAGUUACAUGAAAUCAAGAUGUUCUCACCAUUAGGUAUUAGGGCCCAUGCUAAGGCUAAACGGUUGUCACCGGAAAUUACAAGUAGUUUUGAAUCUGGACCCAUUAAGAAUGGGAAGCUAGUGCUUCUCCUAGAUUUAGAUAAUACUCUAUUGCAUGCUUGUUCACAGACAAAACUCGAUAUGCUGGACCUUCAAAUAUCGCAUUUUGUGGAUGAAUUAGGUGAACCUGAACUAUUCAAGUUCACCAUGCCUAACUUUGCGAAUAUAAGAUAUUAUAUGAAACUAAGGCCUGGGUUACGUGGAUUCCUUCAGGUUUUGUCGCUAUAUUACGAAAUGUCAAUUUACACUAACGCAACGAAAGAAUACGCUGAUGUCGUUGUAUCAAUAUUGGACCCAGAUAGGUCACUUUUCAUGGAUCGCAUUGUUGCAAGAACGAGUGCUGGAGAAAGGGAUUUGCAGAAAACUGCAGCGAGAUUGUACCCCAAUUUGGAUCCUAGAUUCGUUGUCGCGUUUGAUGAUAGAGCUGAUGUAUGGGCGGAUGUACCUCAUAAUCAAGUAGUUAAGGCUGAACAUUAUGACUUCUUCGACUCACAUAUUGCUGAAUUGAGCGAUCUAUAUGGAAUUGUUAAUUCAAGCACGGAAAACACACUUUAUAUCGAUUCUGACAGGCAUCUGGACCACAUGGUCAAAGUAUUUCUGGAAUUACACAAACGAUUUUUCAAUGACCCAUUCAAAUCCAACGUCGGUACAUUAGUGCAAGAGAUACAGUCAAAUGUGCUGAAGGAUACGGGAAUACUGCUAACAGGAUACAGAAAGAAUUCAAAAGGGCAGGGUCAAGUAUUACAAACGGAUUGUGAACAAAGGCAAAGGGAAAUCGCAGUGGAACUAGGAGCUACCGUUGUUAGCAAAUUGUCGGACAAAAGAUUGACACAUGUAGUUGCAGGGAAAAAUUGUACUGAUAAUGUCAUUAAAAGCAGGGAUCCUGAAUAUUCACACGUUCACAAAGUCCACACAUUGUGGCUUUAUAGCUGCAGAGCUACAUGGACAAUGGUGCCGCCGGAAAAGUUCAAUGUUGACGAAAUAUGCGAUGCCUAUUCAAAUGAACCACCAGCGCAACCAUGCAAAGAUCACUGGAAGAUUCUAAUGGAUGCUUCAAACAUAUCGCCAAAACGUGCUGCACCUGAAACAACACCGGAAGAUCAACUGCCAACACGCAUAUUCAUGGGAACUGGAUCAUAUAGUCAUGGCACAGAACUCAUUUCACCAUUUGAGCGCGUUGUUAUACGCUGGGACCCAGCGAAAACCAAACUGUUGCAGAACAAUGACGCAGAUCCUAUAGAACAGAAGAGUGUCAAGCAAAUUGUAUUGGAAAAUGCGCCUUACACAAACAGUGUAAACCCAGAACAGUUUUCGUAGACUCUAAGUAAUCUGUCAUAAUUC